Molecule: messenger RNA, 669 nt
Organism: Westerdykella ornata
Lineage: Eukaryota; Fungi; Ascomycota; Dothideomycetes; Pleosporales; Sporormiaceae
Exons: 1
Biological process (GO): poly(A)+ mRNA export from nucleus
Cellular component (GO): nucleus
Source: RefSeq, a predicted model, not a curated record
GAAUACGCAAAGAUGAAGAAUGCCGAGUUGGAGGCGCUUCUUAAGACGCGCGGCCUUCCGACAGGCGGUAAGAAGGCCGACAUGGUGGACCGGCUUGCCAAGGACGACGAGAAGAAGGCUUCUCAGUCGAGCGCUGCGGCUGCUGCCGCUCCCGCCAAAGACUCAGCUCAACUUGAGGACGAGAUCGACUGGGAUGAUGAUGAAGCUCCCGCUCCGGCUCCUGCGAAGCCCGCCGAGCCAGAACCGGAGACUGUCGACAAAGCCGGAGGUGUCGGCCAAAUUGACAAUCCCCAGGCGGUACCCAACCAGGUUGCCGACGUGGAUCCCUCCAAGACUGCUGAUCUAUCCGUGAAGAGCCCGUCGAAGGAAGCCACCGAGUCAACCCAGAAGGAGGAAGAAAAGAAGGAGCCACCGCCCAGUUAUGCUCGUGGUCUUGCCGCAUCCACCAUAGAUGAGGAGAUUGAGAAGCGGAAGAGGCGAGCAGCCAAGUUUGGACUCAAGAUUGAAGACGACGAAGGUCUCAAGAAGCUGGAGCGGGCGAAGAAGUUUGGCGAGACUGGACCGCCAAAAGGGCUGGACGAGGCGCUCCCUGAGCGGACCUCACGAAAGCGCGGACGCGAAGGCAAUGAUCAGGGUGGCCGGGGACGGAAAGAGCGUCGGGGGGAUCGA